AUGUAUGCAUCCCCCUUUUACUCCGCAUCCACACAGUAUCCUGCGGAAUCCAUUCCAUCCCCAACCCUGAGUAGCUUUUCUCGUCCCAUUACCUCUUGUCUGCCGUGUCGUAAUCGCAAGGUCAAAUGUGACCGCCGACAACCGCUAUGUUUGGUGUGUGAGCGAGGUGAUUAUGCCUGUUCUUAUGUCUCAAACCCUCAGUCCAAGCCUCAGGCGGCGGGACUGGUCUCGGAAAAGAGCCGCAUCACCAAACCCAAAAGUGCCCCCAAGAUCUCUUCAUCCACGCUAGCCCGAAUCAAUCCUGGUCUUCAGCGUCUUGGCGAUUUUAUGGCACAAGCGAAAGCAUAUGAGGCAUCGGAGCAUACUCGUUCGUCGCUGGACUCGUCCACGCCCACACGAUCGACUCCCGCCCCCUAUAAUGCGCCGCGAUCGCAAGAAGAUGCACUGAUUCUCGAUAAUGGAGUGCCCCACUUUGUCUCCGGCAAACACUGGGCCUGGAUGGCAACAGAGCUCCAAGACAUCCAAUCCGUUCUCGCGGAGUCUCAGAAUUCCUCCCCCGAACCGGGGCUCGAAGAUGUCAUCUGGGACACCGAUUCACCUGUGGCUAGCCGAGAUACCUUCUGGCCCGAUACACGAGAGGAUUGCUAUUUACUCCUGAAUGUUUUCCUGGCCAAUGUCGACCCAAUUCACAGAAUUGUUCAUCGUCCAAGUUUGGCCCGUCGCUUUGACGCAUUCGUCAGCACCCACUACCAUCUAGAGGACGAUCAACCCCCUGUCAUAACAGGAAGCAGUAUGAUUUCUAACCUGAAGAAUAUGAUCUCAUUCGAGCCGCUAGCCAUGUCCAUCUUCUACGCAUCCGUCAACAGCAUGAAAGAUACUGACGUGUCCGCCAUGUUUGGCACGGACAAGUCCUACCUCCUGAAUCGAUACCGAGUAGGAACGGAGGUGCAUCUGAAACGGCAUAAAUUUAUGACCUCGAGAGUCUUUGAGGUUUUGCAAGCAUUUGUGAUUCUACUGACCGCGCAAUAUCGGGAAGAUGAUAUGGGAAAGGUAGGGCCGUUGACUGGGUUGGCUAUCCGAGUGGCGACGGUCCACGGACUCCACCGGGACCCUUUAGCUCUACCGCUGGGGACGAUGGACGCCGUACAGGUGGAGCUGCGUCGUCGCUUGUGGGCGCAAAUCUGUUACUUGGAUUUCCGCACGACGGAGGAUCAUGGGUUUGCGCCUUCGAUUCAUGAGUCGGACUUCGAUACGCGUCGGCCCCUCAGUGUAGAUGAUGUAGAUCUGAUCGAAGGGGCGGUACCCUCACCCGGACUCUCAGAUGCUCCUAAAUUCACCGAUAUGACCAUCUAUCUCCUGCGGAUCACCACGGUCCAGUAUUACGGACGCAUUUUUCAGAUGACACAUGCUCCACGAAAAAGAUUGCGUGCCAGCAUCGGUCCUGUGGGCGAGCCUGAAGCAUUAACGGAGCUGCGGGACCUGUUAAACAAUGCUGAGACCCUCGCUGAAGAGUUUGAGAAGAACUUGGACGAUCUUGUUCGAUACUGCGAUAAGAGGGUUACUAUGCAAUCAAUGGCCUUGGAUUUGAGAAACCACUUGAAAUCCAAAUUCUGGGUCAUGUUCUGGAUUCGAAUCUCUCGUCAAGAUCGCGAAAAAGUCAUCAGUCCCGCCAUGAGAAGAAGGAUAUUCGUGGAUGCCGCCACGGCCAUAGAGAACUGGUGUACCAUCGCCUCCGGCAGGGCCCGUGAACCCUUCCAAUGGCAUAUAUAUGCCCAUGCCGGCUUCUCCCUGAUUCUCUACGUACUCUCCGAACUCCGCAGCCCCGGCUUCCAAUCCCCGGAGUGGGCCGAUCUCCGCCAGCGAGGCCUCCACUUAGCGAACGCCAUCUACGAGAUUCGGGGUCAGCAUACCACGGGUGCAUGGCCCGCAAUCAUUUGGUUGGUGAAUCGGAUUCGAGGGCAGCAGGGACUCAGUUCUGGUAUCACUGACAACCAACCUACUGGGGCCGGUUCAUCUGAGAAUAAUCACCCUAUGUCGAUGAAUACUUUUGCUGCUGCUCGUCCGGGCUCAGCGGGGAUGGGCAUUGACACGCCGGAUUUCAUGGGCAUGGUGAAUCUAGAGGACUUUGAUUUUGCCGACUUUGCUAGUUUGGAUCCGACGUGGUUUCAUGGAUUGCCACAGUGA
Messenger RNA from Penicillium crustosum, 2184 nucleotides. RefSeq lists its product as uncharacterized. NCBI's taxonomy places the organism in Eukaryota, Fungi, Ascomycota, Eurotiomycetes, Eurotiales, Aspergillaceae. The record is from RefSeq and is a predicted model, not a curated record. The transcript is spliced from 4 exons. The coding region runs from base 1 to 2184 and encodes 727 amino acids. Gene Ontology annotation, biological process: DNA-templated transcription; regulation of DNA-templated transcription. Gene Ontology annotation, molecular function: zinc ion binding; DNA-binding transcription factor activity, RNA polymerase II-specific; DNA binding.